Acytostelium subglobosum LB1 is the source of this 1515-nucleotide messenger RNA. RefSeq lists its product as hypothetical. Gene Ontology annotation, biological process: meiotic sister chromatid cohesion, centromeric; mitotic spindle assembly checkpoint signaling. Bases 1 to 1515 code for a protein of 504 amino acids. The record is from RefSeq and is a predicted model, not a curated record. NCBI's taxonomy places the organism in Eukaryota, Evosea, Eumycetozoa, Acytosteliales, Acytosteliaceae. The transcript has 4 exons. Gene Ontology annotation, molecular function: protein kinase activity.
AUGACAUCAACAAUAAGUUACGCGAGUAACUCAACAUCGUCAUCAUCAUCAUCAUCAUCAUUCAAAGAGAAUGCACCUCCAAAGAUACUUGGACAGGCUCAAUCACCUGUCUGGUCAUUAAACACUGAGAGAGACCAAUUCGAAAGACAGAUUGCAGAGUGUACACAUCAUGAUCCAUUAGCGAUUUGGACUCCAUAUAUCAAGUGGGCUCAACAGAGUUACAAAGGUCAGGGAAUGAAGGCUGAGUUAUUGGCCCUACUUCAAAGGUGCACUGGACUCUAUGUCCACUCUGAUGACUACAAGAACGACACCAGAUAUCUCAGGAUUUGGAUCAUCUAUGCCGACAUGUCAGCUGAUCCAAUUGAUAUAUUCACAUUCCUGGAGAAUAAUGGAAUAGGUGUGCGACUGGCAUUGCUCUACGAAGCACAGGCCAUCGUGCAUGAGAACAAGGGCAACUUCCAACAGGCCAAUGCUUGCUAUCAACUCGGUGUUGAGCGCUCAGCACAUCCAAUCGAUCGUAUCAAACAAAGAUACAGUGAGUUCAAGUUAAGAUACAAGAAGUACAUGGCCAGGAGCAACAACAGCAGCAACAGCAGUAGCACUAUCAAGGAUCAACAACAUGCCGGUGAGAAGAGGAAGCAUGAUGGUGGUGUUGGCGCCUCUUCGUCUUCAUCAUCAUUCCAGAUAUACGAGGAUGCUGCCAACAACACCCCUCUCAGUGUGAGCAAGAAGCCACUGCAGUGGCAGGAGUUGCCAGCGGGCAAGCAGAGGGACCAACUGAUACCAGAUCGAAGUGCUACUGCUGGUGGUGCUCAGAGCUCGGACAAGCGAUUGAAGAGUGAUCCAGCAGCGUCCUUACCUCUGGCGCCCAAGUCACCGUCUGUUGGACGCGGAGGCACGAGCACUGGCGCAGCACGACCCGAGCGAGUUGGAUACAAGAAGGAACUAUUCCUGCUGCUCAAGGGUGACACUGAGAUCAAACUCUCAUUCGAAGAGCUGCGAGCACAACAUUGGAUGGCGAAGAGGUUGAGCAAGCCUCAGCCCCAGCCCCAGCCCCAGCUCCAGCCGCAGCCCAAGACACAACAUGUGACCCACCAUGUCUUGCUGAAUGAUACCACUCCACAACCAAAGGCCACCACAAUCUCAACUGUUGUUGCUGCCGCACCUCCCUCACCCUCGAUCACCUUCCACACCAAAGAGGCAUUGAAGCAUGUCAUGUCAUGGUUCAAUGGCACUGAGUUGUCGGACGACAACAUCAACGCCAGCAACAACAACUCGGAGACAUCGGUUGAUGCCGCCGUCUCACAAUUGGGCCUCGAUAGCGUUGAUCAUCAACAUCAUCUGGACAACCAGGAGAACAUCGACCCGGCCACCAGGCCAACCUCAAAGUCGACACUAGGCAACGUUGCCACCACCAAGCGAGCAGUCUUUAAUGCCGCGACUGGCGAGUUUGACACGGUGCCCGUGGUGCAGAUACACAACGAGAAACGCACCAUUGGCCAAUGUCCAGCAUAA